Porites evermanni is the source of this 711-nucleotide messenger RNA. The record is from the annotation of a GenBank genome assembly. NCBI's taxonomy places the organism in Eukaryota, Metazoa, Cnidaria, Anthozoa, Scleractinia, Poritidae.
CCAGCCGAAGUUGGCGAGCCUUCAGUGGACAUUGAACAUGUCAGUGAUCGCGGGGGUGACUGCGAAAUGGAUGGUCCAUCGCAAGAAGUCCUCCCGCCGCCUGUGAAACGAAAGCGUCGUCGGAGAAAGCGAACAGUUCCGAAGGUGGACGAGAGUGUCAAUGAGAAUGCGCCAGAGCCCUCAACUGAAUCUGAGGUAGCUCUCGGCACGGAUGAGCCAGGAGUAGUGAAGGAAAGUGUUGAAGUACCUGCAUCGGUUGAGAUGAAGAGUGAAAGCGACCACGAUGUCCCUGUUGCAGCGGAUAACGUUGAUACGGAAAUAGGGAUAUCUGCUUCAGCUACUGCAGAAGAAACAAAGAUCAGCAUACCCGCUAUUUCAGCUCAGUUCCUAAAUACGAACAAAUGUGACUUGGAGGGACCACAUGCCAGCGAAAAAACUGCGACAAACGACAUUGACAAGCAGACGAAAACAAGCACUGACAAUCUUCCUUCAGGUUCGAUGAACCUCCCGACCUAUUCAAGACAAGAUACCCCGAUCGGAGCCCCCGCAGAAGUAAAAAAGAGUCCGUUGAUAUCGCGUUAUUCCCGGUUCGAAUUCUUGGCUAACAGCAUGAUAAUCACCGAUGUGACUACAGAGAGAGGAACUGUAACCGUGAAGGAGUGUUCGGCGUAUGAAGGGUUUUAUGGCCCCGAACCGGACAAAUCUAGUUGA